AUCAAGCCUGAGGUAUUCUAGUGAUAGAUCUACUAGAGCUAUUCUCCAUGGCAUACCAAAGUAUUGUUUUAAUGGCUGCCGUUGCAUUAAUCUUUGGAGUCCUCAUAGCAACCCCAUCAAGAGCACAACCCAUUGGAGUCGCUUAUGGAACUCAAGGAAACAACCUGCCACCACCGAAUGAAGUAGUGGAUCUGUACAAGUCUAAGAACAUCCAAGCAAUGAGACUUUAUGAUCCAAAUCAAGCUGUUCUCCAGGCCCUCAAGGGUUCCAACAUUCAACUCAUGUUAGAUGUCCCCAACGCUGAUCUACAAUCAUUAGCUUCUAGCCCAUCAGCAGCCAAUGACUGGGUGCAGAAAAAUGUGAAGGCCUGCUUCCCUGAUGUUUCAUUUAAAUACAUUGCAGUUGGUAAUCAAGUGAUCCCCGGAGAUCAAGCUCAGUAUGUGCUCCCUGCCAUGAAAAACAUCCACUCUGCUUUGUCCUCAGCCGGCCUAUCAAACCAAAUCAAAGUGACUACUUCAAUUGCCACCGGGCGUGAGGUCCUUGAGCAAUACUCUCCCCCCUCAUCUAGUAGACUCUCUUCUGGUGCAUCAACAUACUUAGAACCAAUCGUUCAAUUUUUGGCUAGCAAUGGAGCCCCACUCCUAGUAAACUUGUACACCUACAGACAUUAUAUCGGCGAUCCGAACCACAUCGGGACCAAGUAUGCCUUGUUUACUUCCACAGAGACUGUCAUAGAAGAUGGACAAUAUAGCUAUCAGAACCUCUUUGAUACCAUAAUGGAUGCACUUUAUGUGGCUUUGGAGAAGCUAGGAGGGUCUAAUGUGCCGAUCGUCGUGUCGGAGAGUGGUUGGCCGUCGGCUGAUGGUUUUGGUGCAACUGUUGACAAUGCAAGAACAUAUAAUCAAAAUUUGAUCAACCAUGUUGGCCAAGGCACACCAAGGAGACCUGGAAAGGCUAUAGAGGCCUACAUAUUUGAGAUGUUUAAUGAGAACCAGAAGCCACAAGGUGCAGAGCAGAACUUUGGGCUGUUCUACCCAGAUAAGCAGCCAGUCUACCCUAUCAACUUCACUUGAAAAUGCGAUCGAGAACUAUAUAUCAAGAGUAACACCUAAAAUAAACCAUUGGAAGCACCGGACUGUCUGGGCUUUUCUUCUUGAACAUGUGUACUUGAAAUAAUCCAUGUUAAAUAAAGUUCAUGUGCUUGGAAGUUUUCAUGAACAAAUAUAUCUUCAUGUGAGUUAUUUUGAAAUCA
Molecule: messenger RNA, 1252 nt
Organism: Phoenix dactylifera (date palm)
Lineage: Eukaryota; Viridiplantae; Streptophyta; Magnoliopsida; Arecales; Arecaceae
Product: glucan endo-1,3-beta-glucosidase-like
Biological process (GO): carbohydrate metabolic process
Molecular function (GO): hydrolase activity, hydrolyzing O-glycosyl compounds
Source: RefSeq, a predicted model, not a curated record